Messenger RNA from Heterobilharzia americana, 735 nucleotides. NCBI's taxonomy places the organism in Eukaryota, Metazoa, Platyhelminthes, Trematoda, Strigeidida, Schistosomatidae. The record is from the annotation of a GenBank genome assembly.
CAAGAAUCGAUUAAAAAGUUAGAAAGUUAAGGAUGAAUUGCUUACGAGUAAAAAGGGCUAAAACACUUCAAGAUGUACAUGAGUAUCAGGUAUACAAAAACUUUUGUCGUCAGACUCAGCAUACACGAUCAUCACCAUCACCACCAGCGCAAGCAUAUACUACAGAGCCCUGGGUCCAGACAUCGAUCUCUACCACAUUAUCUACACCUUCAUGUGGAUCAUUAAAAAAACAGCAGAACAGUUUAUUAAAUAAAGCAAAUUCGAUUUUGAAUUCCCUCAGAAAAUGCAAAUUUCAUGAGAAGUCUGCCAAACUGCAAACAGAAAAUAUGUAUAAAAGAUCAAAAAUUUUAAUGACAAAAACUAGACAUCAUUUUCUUCAGCGACAAAGCCAUACACUUUUGAUACAAUAUGGACUUCCUGUUAACAAAAGCCGUUUGCUGAAGUACUGGUAGCAUGUUAAUAAUUUCAUACGUUUUUCAAAGAUGAACUGGUAAACAGUUGCAAGAAACUUUUAAAUUAGUUGAAUAAACAAAAUUUACGUUCUUUUUGUGUUUAUUUCAAAGCUGAUUUCUACUUAAUAACUAGUGGAUUAGUUAAAGAGUGGGUCUGUUGCCUGAUUGUGUAAAUGGAUUACAGUUCACCUAUGCUUUUAAUGCAUUCAAAUUUGCAAGCAGUUUCAUCAAAACUGAAUGGAUAUUAAACCUUAUCCAAUCAAAGAAAACUAGUGAAAUACUG